GGGAGUGAAUUUUUAACUACCUCCCCACUAAGCCAGCUCAGGGGCAGGGCCCAGAGGGAAAGAGGCAGAUUCGGGGAGUGCAGUAGGGAGGAGCUUCUCAGCGCCACCAGAGCCCUGGUCCCAGAGCCAACUGCGAGGAGGAGGACAGAAGAGGCAGGUGCCCAGGUCCUGCUUGGAGCAGUGAGGCAGUGAGAUGGCAGACUGCUACACGGAUCUGGAGAAGGCAGUGGUGGUGCUGGUGGAGAACUUCUACAAAUAUGUGUCCAAACACAGCCUGGUCAAGAACAAGAUCAGCAAGAGCAGUUUCCGGAAGAUGCUCAAGAAUGAACUGAACCACAUGUUGACGAUCCUCUGGUCCCGUGGAGGGCCCCACUCCCAUUUCCCAUGCCAGAUCUCAGGGCUGUGUGUGAGGUCCCACAGUCUGGCUGACCCCCGCUUCUGCCGCCAGGACACGGGGAACCGGAAGGCGGCGGACAAGCUCAUCCAGAACCUGGACGCUAACCAUGAUGGGCGCAUCAGCUUUGACGAGUACUGGACCAUGAUCGGCGGCAUCAUGGCGCCCAUCGCCAACCUCAUCCGGCAGCAGGAGCAGCAGUGCAACAGCUAGGCAUCUGCCUUGCCUCCCCAGCCAGGCUUCUGUCCUCCUCCCUCCAGAACCCCUGACCCUGGCUGCAUGGGGUGUGGGGGUGUUGGGGCCCCUCUGUGAGCAUUGGUCUGGAGGGCUUCCCUGAGGGUCUCAGUCCCUGGAGCCAGCAGACCCAUGGGCCCCCACUAGGCUAUGUUUUGUGCCCCCCUAACCUGUGCAGCCUCUGCACCCCACCCAACAGAAGCCCUGCCUGAUUCUGGUCUCACCUGACCCCUGACCCCGAGGUCAGCUCACUGCUUCUGGUCUCCGGGUUCCUGGGCAGCAGAGACCCACCCUGGGCCCCUCUGCUGGGGGGAGAAGACUUACAUGGAUGCCCCUCUUGCUGCCUCUGGGUCUGGGCUGAGCUCAGGGAGGCUGAGUCCCCUUCCUCUUGCUCAGCCAAACGAGAGCAAUAAAGAUGGCAUUGGAGUCUG
Molecule: messenger RNA, 1059 nt
Organism: Erinaceus europaeus (western European hedgehog)
Lineage: Eukaryota; Metazoa; Chordata; Mammalia; Eulipotyphla; Erinaceidae
Gene: S100A16
Product: S100 calcium binding protein A16
Exons: 3
Coding region: 194-607 (137 amino acids)
Cellular component (GO): perinuclear region of cytoplasm; nucleus
Molecular function (GO): calcium ion binding
Source: RefSeq, a predicted model, not a curated record